Vairimorpha ceranae is the source of this 618-nucleotide messenger RNA. RefSeq names its product pre-rrna-processing protein pno1. Bases 1 to 618 code for a protein of 205 amino acids. The record is from RefSeq and is a predicted model, not a curated record. The transcript has a single exon. Gene Ontology annotation, cellular component: nucleolus. Gene Ontology annotation, molecular function: RNA binding. NCBI's taxonomy places the organism in Eukaryota, Fungi, Microsporidia, Nosematidae.
AUGCAAUCUUGUUGUAAAAAUGAAAAUAAUGUAGAGAUUCAAAGUAGAAGUAUUGACAUACCAUCACAUAAAAUGGCUUUGUAUAAAUCAGAAUGGCUAAAGAUUUACACUCCUAUUGUAGAACUGGCGAAAAUACAAAUAAGAAUGAAUUUUAUGAAAAAGCAAAUAGACAUUAGAACGUGCCAUUUGACAGAAGAUACAUCUUUUCUGAAUCGAGUUGAACAGUUUCUUAGAGCUAUUAAUAUAGGAUUUAGUAUUGAAGACUCACUUGCUAUUUUAAAAUUUCCAGAUGUUUUUCUUGAUAAUUUUAAUAUUCACGAAGUAAAGAUCUUAAAAAAUUUACAUAUUGAAAGAGCAAUAGGAAGGAUGAUAGGAAGAGAGGGGAAGACAAAAUUGACUAUUGAAUCUCUUUCUAGAUGUAAGUCUCUAAUAAAAGACGCUAAUAUUUUUUUACUUGGUCCAAUUGAAAAUACAAGAAUAGCUAAGGAUUCGUAUUGUAGAUUAAUUAUGGGAUCGCAGCCUGGAACAAUAUAUAAUAGGCUUAGGAAUAUAAGAACUAAGAUUAAAGAUAGUUAUGGAUCUAUUCAGACGAUUUAUAAUGAACUAGAGAAGAAAUAA